CCCAACGAUGAGUUCUAUCUACGAGACACUGCCUUCUAUCAAUUCUAUCAGGCUCUUAUAUUUGGGGCCUAUCAUUGAGGGCAAUUUGACUUACUCUCUGGUCGUUGUCGACAGCUACCAAGCCGGCCCCGAAUAUCAUGCCCUUAGCUACUGCUGGGGAGAUCCACACGACACUCUCAAUUCUCUAUGCAAUGGAGAAUCCUUCUCAAUCACCAGAUCUCUCCACGAUGCCCUUUCUUGUCUCUCACGGAAAGGGAUAUCACAACCUAUCUGGGCGGACGCAGUCUGCAUGAACCAGAGCGAUCUUCACGAACGCAACCAACAAGUUUCGAUUAUGCGACAAAUCUAUGAGCGGGCUGCGCGCGUCUCUAUUUGGAUCGGUCGCGAGAGCUACCAUGACAUGGAAAUGGCAAUAAAUCUGAUCAGCCGCAUUGGUCAGGCGGCGUGCCAGGCUCUACAUAAGUCUUCAAUAUCAUCGCACCCAAACCAAGAGUGUGACCGAAGUCACGUUGUCUCGAAGAUCAUAUUUCCAAGCUUACCGCCCAUGAAGGAUUCAGAAUGGGUGAUUCAAGAAGUUCGUGAAUCUCAAGACAUCCAUUUCCUCCGCGAGGAGGAGAACCUUGCAUGGGACCAUGUUGGAAUGGCGGCAAAGUGGGUCUUCUUUGCACGCAGUAUAGACAUUCAAUGGACGAGAAAUCGAUUCGAAUCCUAUUCUGGUUUUACUAAUGCUUCAUUCAUGUGGAAUCAAACGAAGAAAACUCGAAGAGAGGCUCCGUUUCCGGCACUGUUGAACUGCAUUCGACAUUUUCAAGCUACAGAUACUAGGGAUAGAGUAUUUGCACUCUUGCAGUAUCCCAUUAUUCACAUUAAGCAUAACGAGCAAGGCCAAGACGAUAUGUUUCAGUAUCCAAUGUUCUCCAAUACGGCACCUGCUACUCACCUCAAAUUGCAAGCGGACUACAAAAUGACCACGGGCGAAGUGUACCGUUUGGUGGCAUUAGAAUCAAUUCAAUGCUAUGGCAACCUGGAGGUGCUCACUUAUGCAUGGCAACCAAGGUCGGGUCAAGACCUGUAUCCCUCGUGGAUACCUCGUUGGAAUCCUGUAAACAGUCAAGGCCAUUGGACAAACCUCCUCCCAUUUCUCUAUGAUGCAGCAAAAGAUACAACACCAGUACUCCAGCCUACGAUUCAGAAGAACAUAAUAUCUCUGCAAGGAUUAAACCUUGGAUGCAUAAUCGAAAAGAGCACCGUCCUUCGCUUCCAAGAUCAGCAAGCAUACUUGCCUGGCGAACAUCAAGAUAUCAAAUGUAGUCUACUAGAGAUGUCGACGAUGAUUACUCAAGAUCGCUGGCAAGAAGAUAUAGAUCUGGAAGACGCAGCAGAGCGUGGUUCAAAAGCUAUCGAAGUCCAAUUUGCCGACUUCUGCACAUACGCUCUCAAUCUUAUGGACGAGCUACAGCAAGACAGUUACCUUCCCGUUUAUUCCACAUGGUGCAACAUAUGUGGCCACGAUAUCGUCCCUAGUCACACAGCUAUUUUGGAGCUUCCUACACAGUAUAAAUGCUAUGACUAUACUUCAGACCUCGAAAUGUGCACUAGUUGUUACGAGGAUGGAAAACACUGUCCCUGCACAAAACGUCCAACAAAGACUGGGACAACUACAUCACUCUGGCUUCCGUACACUGCUAAAGUCAUGGAAAUACUCAGAAAUCACGCAAACGGCAAUGGGCGUCGAUUUUUACGGACCGCUAUGGUUAUGAUGCGGGAUCGUGCGUUCUUCUAUGCAUCUCAUAGAUGGAAGAGUGUUGGCUAUCAACAGAUCGAACCUGGAGAUACAAUCGCUGUCCUGUUUGGAUCUCGCGUCCCCUUCAUCCUUCGAAAAGUCGAAAGUGAAGUUGAAAACGGAUACCGACUCAUCGGGGAUUGUUACAUUCAUGGUCUUAUGGAUGGUGAGGCUAUUCAAAUGUGGAAAGAUGGAGAUGAGAGAGCGAAGCUGGAAAAUUUCACUCUUUACUAA
This is a messenger RNA of Periconia digitata, 2017 nucleotides long. Lineage: Eukaryota; Fungi; Ascomycota; Dothideomycetes; Pleosporales; Periconiaceae. The record is from the annotation of a GenBank genome assembly.